This is a messenger RNA of Helianthus annuus (common sunflower), 396 nucleotides long. RefSeq lists its product as uncharacterized. The transcript has a single exon. Bases 1 to 396 code for a protein of 131 amino acids. The record is from RefSeq and is a predicted model, not a curated record. NCBI's taxonomy places the organism in Eukaryota, Viridiplantae, Streptophyta, Magnoliopsida, Asterales, Asteraceae.
AUGGAAGGGUGUCGCCCGAGUUCUUUCCCUAUUGAACAAAAUCUCAAACUUGUUACUAACGAACAGGAUCCGAAGGUUGAUGCUAGCUCUUAUCGACGUUUUAUUGGUCGACUUCUUUAUCUCCAAGCCACUCGUCCAAACAUUGCUUACUUUAUCAACACUCUUAGUCAGUUCGUCUCGGACCCUCGUCAAAGUCAUUUGGAUGUUGUUAUGAGAAUUCUUCGGUAUCUCAAGGCUACCCCAGGUCAAGGCAUACUCUUAUCCAAAGAAGACGGUACCAACUUGGUCGCCUACUCUGACUCGGAUUGGCUCGGAUGUCCUCUUUCUAGGCGUUCUCGCACCGGAUACAUUAUUCUUUUUGGUGGUGCUCCAAUCUCAUGGAAAACCAAGAAGUAG